Molecule: messenger RNA, 2628 nt
Organism: Neurospora tetrasperma FGSC 2508
Lineage: Eukaryota; Fungi; Ascomycota; Sordariomycetes; Sordariales; Sordariaceae
Exons: 2
Coding region: 1-2628 (875 amino acids)
Molecular function (GO): RNA binding
Source: RefSeq, a predicted model, not a curated record
AUGGCGGACAUCAAACGCAUGAUGCCCAAGCCGUCGAGCAUGGCCCGAAAUGCAGUUUCCAAGAUGCUUGAAAAGGGCCGCCACAACAUGGUGAGCUCGUCGAUCCAGUCUGUUGAUUCCGAGGACCACGAGGGCCAUGGUGGCGUGUCACUGUUGGAUGACGACUCGCAAGAGGAUUUCCCCGUUCAGACUGUCCAGUCUCCGAAUGCUGUUAUGGCUCAAGAUGUCGACGCUACCCCCAAGGCAAGCGUUGUGCAAAGGAAGAACGGGAAUGCUCCCAGCACGACUUUUCCUAAAGGUUUGCGCAGAAAGGAUAAGAAGCGUACUGGUACAUUCAAUCAAAAUGGCAGCAAUGGAAACCACGAACGUGAGCAGAACGGGUCUACCCAAAGCCACACCCAAAGCUGUCAACAAGGAACUUCUACGACCGCUGGAGUUGCCCCGUUUGACCAUCAAGCUUCGAUGGCUUACAUGGUUCAGUAUCCUCAAGCAACGCAAUCUUUUCAACAAGGUCAACCUAGCCCAGCCCUGAGCAAUGACAUAUCACCCAAUCCAACGAACGAGAUAAUGGCAGGAGGUCAACCUGUUUGGCCGUCAUCAAACAACCAUGGCAUCAACAAUCAGCAGGCAGGCAUCGUUUACCAGCACAUGGGUAUCUCUCAACUCCAGACUGGUCAGGGCUUCGUGCCUAACGGGCCUGGCGGCCACCCCGGUAUUAGUUCACCCGCUGGUCAGACUGGAUAUGCGCCCAUGGGCCUCCCUUAUCCUCAACACCAGAUGGCCACAAUCACCGAUACUAAUGGUCUGACACCCUUUUCCCAUCGUUCAUACAUUCCAACUAAUGGGUCUAAUGGUCCUCUAGCCUUCGCACAAUCGCCCAAUGCCCAGCCAGUCGCGGGUGUCACUCGGUUGGCACCUGGCCAGCUCUACUACGCCUACGGCCCAAUGUUUGGAGGUCCAGGCUCCAAUAUGCAGCCUCAGGGCGACCAGAAGACCGGCGAUGCUUCCAGGACUGAACAAAACCAGACUGUAAAUGACCCGCAGACCGAGCUGGGCCAGUCUCAGGCUACAAAGACCCCUUCGCACACUAAGGAGAUUUUUAAUCAAACCGAACCUCGAAACUUUGCUCCCCGCGCAGGUUCACUUCCUUCUCAACCCCCGCCUCCGUUCAUGAUUGAUACUGCUCAUGCCCCGAACACCCACGGUACUCAAGCCGGUAUCGUCACCGGCUCCGGGAUUGAUCCGUUCUCUCCGGCGGGCAACGACGAGCGUGCUAUUGUCAGAAUUCCCAACCACCAUUCAGGGUAUGAAACCCCGAACGAGAACUAUGCGGUCAUGUCACAUAUGCCCAUUUCUGGCCCUCCCCCUCCAGAAGUGCGAGCUGUACGCUCAGAGCAGCUGAACAGGCUCACCCUCCUUGGUCCGUAUGGUCUCCCUACCGCGGAGGUAGCUUUGCAUCCCGACAACUUUCCUUUCAUUGAAAGCUGUUCGCAAGCUUCGGCUUCGGAUGCCGGAGUUGUUAAGAUCACCAAUCUUCCUUACACGACCACUCACCAAGAGAUCAAGGCACUCCUUGGUCGGAACGCCAAACUACUGACUGAGGAAUCCGUGCACGUCAUCAUGGAGCGAAUCAAUGGCAAGACUCAGGACGCAUACGUUGAGUUUUGCAGUCAAGAUGAUGCUAUCAGAGCUGUCCAACGCUUGAGCCAAGCUGCUGUACGGACAAAUCGUCCUUCUCGUAUUGCUGAUCGCCCCGUUGAUGUGGAGUUGUCGGGCCAGGCCAGUAUGAUGAAGGACCUCUUUCCUUUGGCUUCCGGAGUGACCUGGAGAGGCGCAGAACCGAUAAUCGAAUCUCCAGUUGAGGCGAAGCCGUGGAAGACCUUUAAAGGCUUUAUCAUGAUCGAGGAGAUGGCGAUGCUGGUCAAGCUUGUUGAGAUGCCACAGCGUGCUCAGUAUACUAAAAGCUGCCCCCAGCGUCCUUACGAGUGCAUGAUCUCUACGAUCAGGAAGUUGCCCUGGCAAAAGUCAGACUGCAUCACGAUUCACCAACGCUGGGCCGUAUACAGCGCCACGAUUCGUCUCAUCGAGCUGCUUCGCAAUACCAUCCAGCGCCGCGACCAUGAUAGCCACAUCGCUCUCAACCAACUUCUUCUCAAGCGUCUGGUCAACACAGCCAUGCUAUGCCCUGGCUUCAGCGUCCUUCAAAAGGACAACAUCGCCUUCACCGCCGGCAUGGGUGAGAUGAAGCAGCGAGAGUUCAACCAGCCUAGGUUCCCCGAUCUCUGGACCCAUCAGCUGUCGGUUUGCCCGAAGCCAGGAGUCCCGUUGGAUGUUCUCGAAUGGUAUAUUGCCAUCAUCCGCGAGGAGACCACUCGCUUUGUCAAUCUCAAGCCUGUCAGUGAGAGAUCUGAGAUUCUGAGCAAGGCCACCAAGAUGAACAGCAACGGCUACUUUGGCUUUCUUUGGCACGAGAUCGGCUUCCCUACUGGCGAUGAGUACGAUAACAUGACUCUAAAGCAGGCAAUGGAGAUGGAAUUGGCAGCUAUCGAGAAUUGCCUCAAACGGGCCCUGUGUUAUGGCUAUCAACACGCAGACAACGGCAGGGUCAGGAAGCUUAUGGCUGCUUAG